Molecule: messenger RNA, 1383 nt
Organism: Salvia splendens (bonfire salvia)
Lineage: Eukaryota; Viridiplantae; Streptophyta; Magnoliopsida; Lamiales; Lamiaceae
Exons: 3
Coding region: 1-1383 (460 amino acids)
Molecular function (GO): protein dimerization activity
Source: RefSeq, a predicted model, not a curated record
AUGGCUAUUGUUAUUAGAUAUGUGAACAAAAAUGGAGAGAUAAUAGAAAGAUUUUUAGCCUUAGUUCAUGUUAAAGAGACUUCAUCAAAAUGCUUGAAAAUGGCAAUUGACUUCGUAUUUUCUAAGUUGGGAUUAUCUUUGUCAAGAUUGAAAGGUCAGGGAUAUGAAGGGGCUUCAAAUAUGAUGGUAUGUAAGGCAAAUCGACAUGUUUCUGAUUUUUUCAACUAUCUCAGUCCGAAUGUUACAGUCUGUGGAUCUUCUUGCAAAAGGGCAGAUAUACUCCGACAAAAUGAAUAUGAUAGAAUGGUUGAAAUGAUUGAGAAAGGGGAAAUCAGUUCAGGUAAAGGUCUAAAUCAAGAAACUUCUUUGCAUAGACCAGGUGACACGCGAUGGGGAUCUCAUUAUAUUACUAUAGUUCGUCUUACAUCUAUGUGGCCCUCGAUAGUCAAAGUACUUGAAACAAUAUUUGAAGAUGGGGUUGAUCCAGAAAUAAGUGGCAAAUCUAAAGGGUUGCUUCAAAAGAUGGAAAAUUUUGAUUUUGUGUUUCUCAUGAUGUUGAUGAAACGCUUGUUGGGUAUGACUGAUGCACUAUCUUGUGCGCUGCAAUAUAAAGAUCAAAAUAUUUUGAAUGCUAUAAAUUUGAUAGUGACUGUGAAAGAGGACUUGCAAGCAUUUCGAGAAUCUGGAUGGGAUGAUUUCUUGCAAGAAGUGGAAGCAUUUUGCCAGGCAAAUGAAAUUGAUGUUCCUAUCAUGGACGGCAUUGUUCCAAGACGUAUUCGCAUGAAGAAUGAUGGAAAAACUAUUACAAACUAUCAUUAUUAUCGUGUUGAAAUUUUUGUUGUUGACUUAAUUAGUCAAGAAAUGAGGAAUCGUUUUUCUGAAUCCAGCACCGACUUACUCGAAUGUAUGGUAUGCCUUGAUCCAAGAAAUCAUUUCUCCAAUUUCAAUGUCGAUAAACUUGUUCAUCUUGCCACUCUUUAUCCGGAAGACUUUUCAUCCAUGGAGCUUAGCUUGUUAACUCAAGAACUUCGAAGUUUCGUGAGUGAUGCAAGAACAGAUACACGGUUCUCAAAUGUUGAAGAUUUAGGAACUCUUUCACAGAAGAUGGUUGAAAUGAUGAAAGAUAAGAUUUUCAAAUUGGUUUAUCGAUUGAUAAAAUUGGUCUUACUUUUACCAGUAGCGACAACAUCUGUUGAAAGAGUGUUCUCUGCAAUGAAAUUUGUGAAGUCAGAGCUGCGAAAUAAGAUUGGAGAUGACUGGUUAAACGACAGUUUGAUGGUAUAUAGCGAGAAGGAGGUGUUUGCAACUAUUCUCAAUGAAAUGAUUUUGAGUCAUUUUCAGAAAAUGGGUACUCGAAGAAGCCAACUAUCUCGCAUAGCAUAA